Molecule: messenger RNA, 2748 nt
Organism: Spea bombifrons (plains spadefoot toad)
Lineage: Eukaryota; Metazoa; Chordata; Amphibia; Anura; Pelobatidae
Gene: SHKBP1
Product: SH3KBP1 binding protein 1
Exons: 18
Coding region: 73-2523 (816 amino acids)
Biological process (GO): protein homooligomerization
Molecular function (GO): protein binding
Source: RefSeq, a predicted model, not a curated record
GCUUGUAUUGUACUCAGAAGUCCGGUGUUGCCGGAAGCAUGGCGGCUGACUGAAGAGGAGGGAGAGCCGGGCAUGGCAGGGCUGGGGGGCCGCAGCGGGGAGGUCAUACACCUCAAUGUGGGGGGAAAGAGAUUCAGCACCUCCAGACAGACCCUGACGUGGGCGUCCGACACCUUCUUCUCCAGCCUGCUUAGUGGCCGGAUCUCCACCUUGAAGGAUGAGACUGGAGCAAUCUUCAUAGACAGAGACCCCGAGGUAUUUGCGCCGAUUCUUAACUUCCUGCGGACCAAAGAGCUUGACGCGAGGGGUGUAAAUUGCUCCGUCUUGCUGCACGAGGCAGAGUUUUAUGGGAUCACCCCACUAGUCCGCCGUCUGCAGCUGUGCGAGGAUCUGGACCGAUCGUCCUGCGGGAGCGUCCUGUUCAAUGGCUCCCUGCCCCCUCCGGUAUUUCCAGCUAAAAGAAGGAACCGGCACAGCGUUUCGGGUUUGCAGAUCGGCUCCAGAAGUUCUCAUAAUGAACGCGUUCCGGUCCGGAGGAGCAACACCAUGCCGCCCAACCUCGGGGGGGCCGGUAUCCUGGGCCGCCUGCUGGAGGACAGGUGCUUCGGGAGCGGAGGAGGGACCCCCAGCGACCCCGGCAUGGUCCGGAUUAUCUGCGGGCAUCACAACUGGAUCGCCGUGGCGUACGCCCAGUUCAUCGUGUGUUACAGAAUGAAGGAGACGUCCGGCUGGCAGCUGAUUUUCUCGAGCCCCUGCCUGGACUGGGUAAUCGAGCGAGUGGCUUUGAACGCCAAGGCCGUCGGCGGGACCCUCGGGGAGUCGGACAAGAUGCUGGCCGUGUCCUCCUACAGCGAGAUAAUCCUGUGGUCCAUCAGUGGGGACAGCAGCGGAAGUGAAAUCGGUGUUUUCAGCCUCGGCGUUCCCGUAGAAGCUCUGUUCUUUGUCACGAACCAGUUAAUAGCCACAAGUCACACGGGGAAGAUCGGGGUGUGGAACGCGGUGACCAAGCACUGGCAGAUCCAGGACGUGGUGCCGAUAAACAGCUACGACACGGCCGGCUCCUUCCUCCUGUUGGGAUGCAACAACGGAUCCGUCUACUAUGUAGAUGUUCAGAAGUUCCCGCUGCGCAUGAAAGACAACGACCUGCUCGUCACGGAGCUUUACCGGGACCCUUCGGAGGACGCGAUCACUGCUCUCAGCGUCUACCUCACGCCCAAGACAAGUGACAGCGGGAACUGGAUAGAGAUCGCCUACGGCACCAGCUCCGGCGUGGUGAGGGUCAUCGUGCAGCAUCCGGAGACCGUAGGAUCGGGACCCCAACUCUUCCAGACUUUCACCGUCCACCGCAGCCCCGUCACCAAGAUCAUGCUGUCGGAGAGGCACCUUAUAUCGGUCUGCGCGGAUAAUAACCACGUCCGCACGUGGACCGUCACCCGCUUCCGUGGCAUGAUCUCCACUCAGCCCGGAUCCACGCCGCUCGCCUCUUUCAAAAUCUUGUCCUUGGAAGACAUCGACGGACACGCCGGCUGCAGCUCAGGGAACGACAUCGGGCCAUUCGGAGAAAGAGACGACCAGCAGGUCUUUAUACAGCGAGUGGUCCCCGAUUCCAACGUGGUCUACGUCCGUCUGUCCUCUACGGGGAAAAGGAUCUGCGAAGUCCGCUCGGUGGACGGCUCGCCCAUCACGUCGUUCACCGUGCACGAGUGUGACGGCUCCAGCCGCAUCGGCUCCCGGCCCCGGCGCUAUCUGUUUACCGGCCACGCCAGCGGCUGCCUCCAGAUGUGGGACCUGACCACCGCCAUGGAAGUGGCGAGCAAAGGGGAGAGCCGAGAGCUGGGGGGUCUGACGCAGGACGAGCUGCUGGAGCAGUUGGAGCAGUGCGACCUGGCCCUCACCCGGACCCCUGAGCUCAGCCCGGCUGCCUCCUACUCGCAAUGGAGCAACCCGCGCGCCUCCAUCACAAGUCUCCAGUCCCACCUGAGUGAGGGUCCCCGAGAGAGGAUCUCCAGGUCCGGACCUUCCUCCUCCGGCCGCCCCCAGCUGGCUUCUGGUCGUCUGGCUGAAGGGUGGGCUUCUCUGUGCAGUCUGCAGCCUCAGCUCCACGGCAGCUUAGGCUCCUUGCAGAAGUGGGACUCGCUGCCGCGUUCCUGCGCAAAAGCGGCCAGAGCUCCGAGCGCCCAAUCCCGUCCUGACGUCCGCGGGAGCGGCGCUGCGCUGGAUCCGCCUCGCGGCAGCGGCAGUUUUGUGGAGCGCUGCCAGGAGCUUGCUCGCUGCUCAGAAUCCCAGCAUCCCGAGCCACGCUGGUCCGGUGGCGAGGGGGCUCCGACCCGAAUUAAAAGUCCGCGGGGGUCAGCGCCAGCGAGACGUCCGGCCUCCCCAGCCCCUUCUCAGCCGCCUCUGCUCUGCGUUGCCCCCUUCCCGGCUCCGUCUUCUCCCUCCGCUGCCCCGGGAGAGGCACCCGGCGACCCCCCGGUUCCCCCAAAACUCCCACAGAAGCCAAGACUCAACGAGACCUCCUUCUGAAGAUCCUUUCUGGGGUCCGGGCCGGAGGCGGAAGAGUCCUAAACCCCGAGGGGCAGAAAGGCACGCCGUUCGUUUUUAUUUCUACAGUCAGAGGGCGGCGUGUAACUGUGACGCUGUCGCUUAUCUCCCGUCACGGCGGACGUCGCCUUAAAGCGGCAAAACAUUAUUAUACCCGGGGCAUUGGGGGCAAUUAUUUGCUCCUCCUGUGUAUAGCACCAGGUAUAA